This is a messenger RNA of Homalodisca vitripennis (glassy-winged sharpshooter), 1735 nucleotides long. RefSeq names its product sodium/hydrogen exchanger 9B2-like. The transcript is spliced from 10 exons. The record is from RefSeq and is a predicted model, not a curated record. The coding region runs from base 105 to 1679 and encodes 524 amino acids. Gene Ontology annotation, cellular component: membrane. Gene Ontology annotation, molecular function: antiporter activity. NCBI's taxonomy places the organism in Eukaryota, Metazoa, Arthropoda, Insecta, Hemiptera, Cicadellidae. Gene Ontology annotation, biological process: proton transmembrane transport.
UAAAUGUCCAGCCACGGUCACGACGAUAUGUGUGAACAAAGUGGUGAGUCUUCACGUAGUGUAGAGAUGCACAAGUUUGAGGAUACAUCUGUCUGCCACCCACCAUGUACAUCAACAGGUCAUUCUACAUUGGAGACGAAUAUCCAGAUGCGGAUAGCGGAACUUCACCGCAGAACAACUCUUACAAUGACAACAGAACUGACCCAGCUGUCGACACCAGACCAGUGUCUAACAACAGUAACAUCAGAGGCCACGGAUGGCUCACUCAGAAGAUCGCAGGCCAGUGUGGUUGUGCCAACAACUGCCUGGUAAAGGCCCUAGGACUGCUGACGCUGCUGAUGCUCUGCUGGCUGCUGCUGAUCGUGCUGCUGGGGCCAGAAGCUCUCCCAGGGGGCGGACUGUUCACGCUGCUGACGCUGGUGCUGGUAGCUCAGCUUGUGGGCGAGUUGGUGGACCUGAUGGGGCUGCCCUCCAUCCUCGGCAUGCUGAUCACCGGCAUCGCAGCUCGGUCUCUGGGUCUAUACAACGUGUCCGAAGUCUACCUUAAUAUAGUCAGCACUUUGAGAGAAGUAGCCCUAGGGAUCAUCCUCAUCAAGGCAGGGCUCGGUCUGGAUCCUGUAGCUCUGCUGAAGCUGUCCUUCACUGUCAUCAGGCUGGCAGUGUGCCCUGGGCUUAUGGAGGCUGUGACAGUUGCUGUCAUGACCCACUACGUCCUGGACUACCCCUGGCUAUGGGGCUUCGCCCUAGGAUUUUUGAUGUGCGCAAUAUCCCCUGCAGUAGUGGUCCCAACACUUUUGAAACUGAAGAAGGAAGGAUAUGGGGAAGGAAAAGGGAUAUCGACCUUGGUGAUUGCAGCUUCCAGUAUUGACGAUGUCCUUGCUAUAUCCGUCUUCUCGAUAUGCAUCAGCAUUAUCUUUUCUACAGGUGAGAGCCUGAUGAUGCAAGUUCUGCAAGGACCCAUGGACGUGUGUGUUGGACUGGCGGUGGGGUCGUUGUGGGGGAUCGUGUCUGGUCUUACCCCUCAUUUGGAUGACGAGCAAAUCGUAUGGAAGAGGGUGGUGAUGGUUGGAGGUGCAGGUCUGUGUGCUGUUCUUGGGAGUUCCUACAUCGGGUUCCCGGGUGCAGGACCUCUCAUAGCCAUCACCGCUGCAUUUGUGGCUGCCAUCGUCUGGAAGUUACAAGGGGGAGCCCCGGCCACAAAUGCUGUAGAGGAGGUGUUCUCCAGCAUCUGGCUUGUGAUGCAGCCAGUACUGUUCGGACUGAUCGGUGCCGAGAUCGACCUCAGGCAGUUGGAGCUGGAGAUUGUCACCUGGGGAGUCAUCAUCAUUGCAGCCGCCCUCGUGAUACGGGUGUUGACAUGCUCCUUGGUUUUGGUUGGUGGUAAGUUGAACUUCAAGGAAGUCGUGUUCGUGAACCUCGCUUGGCUACCCAAAGCAACAGUUCAGGCAGCACUAGCGCCCCAAGCGUUGGACAUGGUACGAAAGAUGACCGCACCGCCUCCUGAAGACCUAGAGCGAGGAUCUCAAUUCCUGACCAUCGCCGUCCUAUCCAUCCUCAUCACCGCCCCCCUGGGUGCCAUCGGAGCCAGCGUGGCAGGACCUAGGCUGCUCUCCAAGCAUUCGUCCAACACUUCCUCCCCCAACACCAAUUCCACCCGCCAGCCAGACCAUAACCUGUGAGGAUAGAGCAAAAGCACCUGUGAAAUAAGCAAUAAAAACUGGUUCUUAUUAUUAAA